Molecule: messenger RNA, 639 nt
Organism: Guillardia theta CCMP2712
Lineage: Eukaryota; Cryptophyceae; Pyrenomonadales; Geminigeraceae
Exons: 1
Coding region: 1-639 (212 amino acids)
Source: RefSeq, a predicted model, not a curated record
AUGGAGCCUCUCGGACAGGGGGGGAAGGAUCUCGUGAGUGGUCAGUGGACGGUGGAGGAAGAGACUUACGGGUGGGAACAGUUUGAGACAAGCUCGAUCGAUGAAGGGGCUCCGCUUCCUGAAGACCAUCAACAAGGUCUUUUGCCAUGUUGUUAUGUCUGGUCUAACCAACUGAUCCAGACCAGUCAAGCACGCAAAAAGUGGCUGGAGGGGGCAAGAAAGCCAAGAGAGGCACGAGUGAUCCCGGGGGAGGGAGGAGAGGAGAGGAGCGGCGAUGGAGCUGCCCAAGAGAGCUCUGUUGAAGGUGCUCCAAGGAAGGAUAGGUCGAGAAUGGUGGACCCUGCACCUGCAGCAGGUAGCUGUCGUCCGGUAGGGAGGAAGGAAACUUCGGGGAAGAAUGACGCAAAGAAUGGUUUGAAAGAGAGUCUCAAGGUCAAGACAGGCAAGAAGUCCAAGUCAGAAGACAUGUACAGCGAUCUUACCUUCUUCUCAUCACCUUUCUGGAACGGUCCUCGGUCAGGGUUUGCGUACAAGAAGGGACCCAAAGGACUUGGUUACUACAGAGAUGCCUGGCUGAUGAGGAAGAAAAAGCUGCAAGAGAAGAGAAACAUAAGGGCGAAGGAAGGAGCGAAGAAGUAG